Messenger RNA from Closterium sp. NIES-67, 2680 nucleotides. The record is from the annotation of a GenBank genome assembly. Lineage: Eukaryota; Viridiplantae; Streptophyta; Zygnematophyceae; Desmidiales; Closteriaceae.
AGCGAAUUCUCUCUUCACAGGUUCGUGUGAGUAGUAGUUAUUACGAGUACAUUUCCAUUUCGUCGCUUAGAUUCCAUGAGUGAGUGAAACGACGGCGUGACGAUCUUCCUUGGCGUCGUCGACAGCAAUGCUUGCAGUUUGACGGUGAGCUUAGAACAUCCAAUCUGGAAACAUAUAGUAUCCGAGAAUGGAAGCAGCUGCAGAAACGGCACGUGUGGCGCUACGGAGUCAAUCCUAUGGAAAUACCAAGGCACAUAGGCAACCCUCCUCUAAAUACGACGGACCAUUUCUGCACAGUCACCACCAGCACCAAAACCAUCGCCCUCUCUUCGUCUCAACGACACCCCCCUCCGUUGUUUCCCACGACCUUCCUCGCCUUCUCCGUCCGCCCGCCACCAUUCCCCCCCACCUCCCCAUGACGCGUCUCCCCGUCCGUCUCCGCGUCUUUCUCCCCACCCUCCUCAUCCUCAUCCCCUUCCUCCUCCUCCUCUCCGCCAAUCCCGUCGUCGCCGACACGCGCCUAAUGUCGGGCGGCUUUAUCCUCGACGCCGUCCUCUCGCACUGCCGGCCGCACGUGCCAGAGUUGUCGUCUUCUGCUGGCGCUGCCGGGCCGCUCCCGGCCGUCCCCUUCCUCCUCUCGUCUAACUCCGUCAUUCGCGGCAAGUGGCGCUACCAAGACCCCUCCACCGCCGCCGCCGCCGCCGCCGCAGCUGCAGCCAAUGCAGUUGACGGCGAAAACGGCACUUUGCCGGCCGCGGCGGACGCUCAGCCGGCAGUUCUGCCGGCCGUCCGGCACAAGGUCCUGACGACCGACUCGGGCGCGUUCGAUUUCUGGACGGAGCACAUCGUGCCGACGGAAAACGGCACGCUCGACGUAGGCGCGCUCGUUUAUAUCACGUCGCAGACGGAGUGGGCGGAGAGCCACGUGGGCACCGUGGUGGUGCGCGCGGAAGGGUAUUUCUCCAUGCGCGCGGGGGUGCUGUGCAUGGUGGGGUGCCAGAGCCGCCUGGGGGGAGGGGGGGGCGGAGGGGAGGGGGAGGAAUCGGCGGAAGCGGAAGAUCCGUAUGCGGAUCCGCGGAGGUGUAACAUGCUGCUGGUGCUGAAGUUCAAGCCGAAGAACGAGGCGGAGUGGAGAAAGAAUGCUCAGGCGCAGGCAGAGGAGCGCCUGGAGCGGAUUUCAGUGGCCAAGUAUGGCGUCAAUGGGGAGGGGCAGGCCAACGCUGCUGGUGGUGUGGGAGAGGGAGGGGAAGGGCAAGGGGAAACCCCAGCAGCAGCAGCAGCAGCAGCAGCAGCAGCAGCAGCAGCAGUAGCAGCUGGAGUGGGGGUGAUAGACCCUCACACGCUCAAGGAGCGCACGGACAUCACCAAAGCGGACAUCUUAGACGAGCUGGGGUCCGAGGUGGAUGACACGAGCGUGGUGGCGGACGCGCUUGUAAUGGAGGGCUCUGUAACGAGUACAGUACUGGCAGAGAAGGCGGGGGAAGGGAGCGAGUACUUUGGCCCGCUGGCCGUGGAGGGGGAGACGGAGUCCCUGAGCCAGCAGGCGGAGCUGUUCGACUGGGACAUGGUGGUUUCUGCUGUGCUCUCUGCCUUCCAGGCGCUCGCUGUUUUUUCUCAGGUGCUCCACGCCCGCGCCCACCCCCACGCGCACUUCACCUCGCUCACAAUGGUCGCCACGCAGAUCCUCGUCUUCGCGGCCUUCUGGCUGCGCGACCUCUACUACCCGCUCUCCUUCCUCUCCUCCGACGUCCUCUCCUAUCUCCUCUCUCAGCUCGUCACCCUCCCCCACGCUGUCGAGUUCGCCACCCUCCUCCUCUACAUCCUCCUCUUUAUCACUGUGGAACGGAAGCGGAAACGGGCCGCUGCGGCGUAUGCAGCAGCAGCUAGUGGGCAGGCUGUCAGCCCCUCCUCAUCCGCUGCUGUCUACGCCCCCAGGUCCCCCUACUCCCCCUCUUCCCCUUCCUCCUCCUCCUCGUUCCGAGUGGGGCGGAGCGCGGGUAUAAGCACGCUGCCUAAAAUCACAGCUCCUCCUGCAGAAAGUUCUGGAACUCCCAACCAGCAGCAGCAGCAGCAGCAGGCGCAGUUGCUACCUCCCCCGAGUGACGCCUACGUGGCGCUGGCGGUGAUGGGGAUCGUGGGCGUGGGCGGCGGCAUUCUGUACGUGUGGGACGCCACGGACGUGCUGCUGCAGCUCGCCCACUUCCUCUUCCUCCUCCCUCAAUCAAUCGCUCUGGUUAUCUGGCAGCCGCCGCCCGCUGCCUGCCGCUCCAUCACCCUCAAGUUUGCCAUUGGCAACUGGGCCUCGCAGUCUGCCUGGCUUAUCUUCGACUGCUGGAGACCUCGACUACUGGGCUACGAUGCGCUUUUCCCCUUCCCCCACGCCUACUUCUGGCCCUUCUUCAUAAUCAUGACCUGGCAAUCUAGCCGUCUUCCUCGCACAAUGGCGCUUCGGUCCCCUCUGUGUUACGAACGCGCCGCUACAUUUGUAUUCAGCCGUGCUGUCGAUUCAGGAUGAAGAGGAUGGUGGCGUGUAGUUUUCGUUGGACGAAGAUCUAGGCGACAUAUAGCAGCGCUGACUAGCUGCGCGAAUUGGAAGAAAUUGGUUUGAUUGAACCUUUUGUCAUAAACGAAUGAUGCGAGUGUGCUUAGACAAAGCCUACAAGAGGUUACGAGUCUGGCU